CUUCCUCAAUGCUGUGAGUGUACUCGUCGGUUGUUAAACUCCGUCUUUUCACCGGAAUAUCCCUCCCUUUGGAGAUUAUCAAUAUCAUAUUGUGGGUCUCUUUUGAAGUUCUGAACUGAAAUCCGGCUUUCAUACUCAUAUAGUGAAACACUGAUGAUGGAGAGUAGUGCUGCGGACCAAAUGGCUGACACUAGUGACAGUUUUGAUUCAUUAUCAAGCCUGGUCAGCCAUGUAUCUGAUCAUGACUCCACCAGUCCUAAUGUUCAGCCUUUGGACGGCACGAGCCCUGCUGAUGAAGGCAACGAGAUGGAAGAAGCUGGAGGGCCGGAUUCGGGCAUAGGAUCCUCCUUUGUGGACAACCAUGGCCCAAGUCAGACGGCUGCAGCGGGUGACAGCCAGGCAAGUGGGGCUGCCGGAAACACCGCCACCAUUCCUGACGAUCCCUUUAGUAAAUUUGCUCAGGACAUUCGUGCCAGUGUUCCUGACGGAGACAACGUGGUCUCUGAGCCUGUUCCUGAGCAGUCCAGAUUUGCCAUAACAGUGAAAAAUUUGGAUGGAGACGACGAGAUGGAAGCAGCUGGAGGAGAUUCAGACAUGGGAUCCUCCAUUGGUCCUUUUCCACUGGAUGUGGACAACCGUGGCCCAAGUCAGAUAGGUGCAGCCGGUGACAGCCAGGCUAGCGAAGCCGCCGGAAACACCACCACCACUGCCGAUAAUGUUGCUCAGAACACUCCUGACAGUGUUCAUGAGGUCACUAUGGGCUCUGAGCCUGUCGAUGGUCGUCAACAGUUAGGAUCCGGAGUGAAGUAUGGCGGACCAGAUGACGUGGCUAGUUGUGCAGAACGUAUACACGAGAUCAAGGACAGAAGUGACGUUCAAGGACAAGACGGAGUACUUGUUGACAACGAAAUUUUGCGAAUAGCAGACAACAGAUAUCACGAAAAUUCUGAGUAUGACAGAGUGAAGCUGCUGGGGGAGGGUUCUUUUGGCACGGUAAAGCUAAUUGAAGACAGGCAGUCCAAAGUAAAGGCCGUCGAAAAAUGCAUUCCACUGAAGCGUUUUUGUCUAAAUGAGGCCAUCAAUUGGUGCCGUCUCAACCAUCCAUCUAUUGUCAGGUUCCUGGGUUUAAUCCUGACAGACGUCACAGUCAGGUACUUCUCAGGGUACAACGUUGGGUACCAGACCAUUGAGCAAAGAAAAAUUCAACGUGGCAGCUGGAGGAUUGAGACACAACAAGCACUUUCUCUAAUCGAGCAACUGUUUCAAGCUCUUGACUACAUACACUCGAGAGACAUUGUGCACGGGGACAUUCAUGGGGGCAACAUCCUCAUUAAUGAGUCUGCAGACAGGAUAUCCCUUAAGAUGAUUGAUUUUGGGGACUCCGAGAAGAUAGAUGGCCAUAAUUAUCGUCGUGACGUAAGGUGUGCCAUUGAGAUUUUGAAGCGUCUUUGUGGGGCUCGUCUAAGCUACGACAAUCAGGUAAACUAA
Molecule: messenger RNA, 1488 nt
Organism: Patiria miniata (bat star)
Lineage: Eukaryota; Metazoa; Echinodermata; Asteroidea; Valvatida; Asterinidae
Product: cAMP-dependent protein kinase catalytic subunit 3-like
Exons: 7
Coding region: 154-1488 (444 amino acids)
Biological process (GO): protein phosphorylation
Molecular function (GO): protein kinase activity; ATP binding
Source: RefSeq, a predicted model, not a curated record